Plectropomus leopardus (leopard coralgrouper) is the source of this 1554-nucleotide messenger RNA. The record is from RefSeq and is a predicted model, not a curated record. NCBI's taxonomy places the organism in Eukaryota, Metazoa, Chordata, Actinopteri, Perciformes, Serranidae.
CACCUGAACCACUGAGACACAGUGGUGAGCAACGCCUGGUUGGAGACUCUGCUGUCGGCCAUCAACGCUCUGCCCAAAGAGACCAUCAAACAGGAGGUGUUGAACCCUCUUCUCUAUCAGUCUCAGCUGUCUCACUCUCUUCAGGCUCGUCUGGCCAGCUGUCGCAUUUUAGGAAAAGUCGCCUGCAAGUUUGACUCUCAUAUAGUGAAGAAGGAGCUGCUGCCGCUGGCUCGUUCGUUGUGUCAGGACGUGGAGUUUGAGGUUCGCGCCUGUAUGUGUCGUCAGCUGGAGAGCAUCGCUCGAGCGAGCGGGGUGGACGACACCAGGACAGAGCUGCUUCCUGAACUGGUGGAGCUUGCCGGAGAUGAGGAGAGCAGUGUCCGCCUCGCUGCCUUCGACACCAUUAUUAACCUGAUGGAGAUGAUGGACAGCGACGACAGGCUCCAUGUCGUCGUCCCCCUGGUGAUGUCAGUGUGUGAGGUGUCUUCGUCACAGGCGGACGAGGCCGUCGUGGCGUCUUUGUCGUUCCAGUUUGGGAAGCUCUGCAGCGGACUGGCAGGCUCUCUGACGGAUGAGCAGAAGGGUCGGCUGCUGCAGAGGUUUAAGGUGCUGUGUGUCUCCGGACUGCAGGCUGAAGGAAACCAGACUGAUGGAAACGAUUCGACGCUGAUCCGCUGCAACUGCUGCUACAACCUGCCGGCCAUGGUGGUGUUCGCAGACUCAGCUCACUUCCUGUCUGAGCUCUACCCAUCUUUCUCCAGUCUUUGCUGUGACCAGGAGGUCAGCGUUCGACGAAGUGCUGCAGCUAGUUUCCACCAGGUGGUGAAGCUGCUUGGUUCAAACGUCCAGCUGGUCCACAAGGAGCUCCUGGCUCUGCUGCAGGACGAUGCUCUGGAGGUGUUGGACGCUCUGAUGAAUCACCUGGAAGAAACUCUGGAGGCGGUUCUUUCCAGGGGAGAGAAUCUGACGCUGGACAACAAGUUCCCGGAGCUGCUGUCGGCUUUGCUGAUGGCGGAGCAGAAAGUCGGGAGUUCUCUGCGCUGGCGGCUGCAUGAGAAGCUGCUGCAGCGUUACAGCUGUCUGGCCCGACUGCUGCCCGGAGAACUGCUGCACCAGAGCUUCUCCCCGCGUAUCUUCACCAUCCUUACCACCAACAAGGUGUUGCCGGUUCAGAAGGAGGCAGCUCGGACCUUUUGUACAUUUCUGCGUUACAACCGCAAACAGGAGCAGCGACAGGAGAUGAUGGAGCGACUGAUCCAAGAUCUGGCUCAGGGUCGGAGCUACUGGAACCGUCUGAGGUUCCUCGAUGUUUGUGAAAUGGCCACUGAGAUUUUCUCCAGAAAAUACUUUAACAAACAUUUCCUGAUCCCGGCGCUGGACUUGGUCCAUGACCCUGUCGCCAACGUCAGGUACAAGCUGUGCCAGCUGUUGCCCAGAUUACGUUCAUCGCUCCGCCUGCCGGCUGACAAACAACUGCUGCAGCAGCUAGACUUCUGCGUCCAGAAACUCCUCUGCAGAGAGAAAGAUAAGGAUGUGGUGGCCACCAUCCGCAAG